AUGAGUCGACCGCCAGUCGUAUCCCAAGACUUCCUGUCGCCGGUAGGCGCCCUAGAGAACCGCCCCGGCUCCAAUAUGAGAAGUAGAGGUGGAGAGCGUGGCUCAGUGUCCCAGGAGAUAUCCAGAGAUGGCCCGAAUCUACACAGCAACAGCAACAACAUCAACUUCAAGGCCAAUACCAGAAUCCCCCUACCGGUUUCGAAUCUACCGCGGUAUUGUCCAACUCCUUCCUUGCCCAAUGAUUUCUGGUCCCUCGACCGUUUGGACAAACCGUCAAAUCCGGGGACUGAGGAACAGCAGAGAGUGACGGCCGCUACAACCUCUCGAAGACUCAGUGACCAAGAUAUCAAAACUCGCUCAACACGCGCCGCUCUCCAAUUCCCCUCCUCAAACAAGCACAAAAAGUCAAGUGCCUCGUAUCCUAUUUAUUUCCCCAGCGCCCUUGCCGCCAACUCCGGUUUCUCUUCUACACCCCCCUUCCUACCGUGGGGAGUUGCCCAUACCAUGGAACCUCGAAUUUCGCCUCGCCCCGGGUCUUCUGGUAGUAGCACUACUAGAUCAAGUUUCGAGUCGAGACACAAAAGUCCCUUGAGUAUAAGCUCCUCAGUUGACAGUGAAUCGAGUACCAGCACCCGCACUUCACUAGCGAGUUCACGAUCCAGCUUCGCAGAUGAUUUUCAUUCUCCGACCUCUCCAAAUCGGUUUGUAGAGGGCACGCAAGCUCCUAGAGAGCUAAAUGGCCCUGCAUUGGCGCGGUAUGGAGCUGGUGUAGGGGGUAGACAGCAGAAACUCUUGGUUCCACAACGGCUAUCGAAAAACCCCCAAAGUCCAACAAACCAGACAUUUGGGACGAAAUACGCCCCCGGACGGCUUGGAGAAGGCUUCAAGAAACUGCCAGAGGAAAUAUUGCUUAAUUGCUUAGCCGAACUGAAAAAACUACACCUGAACGUGGGAAGUUUAAGCUGUUCGACCUGCUGGAUGCGAGAUGUAGUUGCUGUAGGGGGGAGCUGCAAGAAAUGGCGGGGUGCUGCGAGAAGCGUACUCUACGAGGAUAUUCAGCUCAUUGGCAACGACUCAGUUCUGCACACCAAGAAACGGUACAAGAUCAAAUAUGGGACCAGACUAAAACUACUCCGGAGGACCUUACAAGCUCGACCCGAUCUCGCCCAAUAUAUCAAGUCAUUGAAAGUUCCAGCACUGCCAGAGGUGGCCAAAAAUCAAAAGGAGAAGGACGAGUAUAUGGACCUAGUUGCUUCUGUGAUAAUGGCAUGUCCAAAUUUAGAACGUCUCUCUGGGUUUUAUCCUGCAUAUAAUCACGAGUUCUCUCGGUUUGUGCACGCCAUGUCCACGAGAACUAGGCUUCGGGAACAUGUAUGGAUUAUAUCAGGAAGUCCACGUCAACGCCAAUAUCAACAGAAGCAGUUGGCGAAUUCGGGUUCUCCCACCCAGGGGCUCCUGCCCCCAGAGCAAUGUAUCGACUUUCUGACAUUCCAUUAUAACUGGUCUAAUCUCCAAACCCUGGUCAUGCAUUGCAGCCCAGACGGGACAAUGAAUUCUCCAUUAUUUACCGAUAUUUUUGACAGUUUGCCUUCACUGGAGAACCUACAUAUCUCGUCAUUUCCAGCGUACUCGUUCGAUGAUACCACACUCUUAUCAUUACCAUCUCUCAAUUGCCUACGCUUAGAGAACCUCCCAGGGAUAACCGAUCACGGCCUAUCGAACUUUGCUUCCUUUGCGAGAACGAAAAGGCUGAAGUCACUAGCUCUAAUCUCACUAUCACUAGUAUCGCUCCCUGUGCUGGCACGGCUAUUCUCUCACCUCCAAUACCUCACUAAUUUCACCUUAUCACAAACGUCGUCGCCAAGCGGAGUUGAAAUAUUCCUCCACCCAUAUCUAGCAUCAUCUACCCUCGAGCACAUGCACUGGGAAUUCAUGAAUAGAGAAGACGACAAAGCCACUGAGAUCCUUUCAAAAUCAAUAUCAUGCAACGGCUUCCCAUCCCUGAAAUCGAUUCGGGCGCCAACGGACUUCGAAGGCUCAUUGCAAAAGCUCUGCAAACCAAAAGACCGAAUUGAGCUGUCCGCAGACAAAUACAGGAAUUUGAGUGACGUAAGCCACAAUGGGAUUCCUAUUUCGCAGAGCAUGCCCUCAUUACCAUCUCCCACUCGGUCAACUUUCUCAGGGACCCACAGCCAUACAGGUUCCGUUGGUUCAAGCUUCAUCAAAUCACCAACUCGAUCAGCAUUCUCCCUCAAUAUGGACCGACCCGUGUCUCAAUCUAGCGAACCAAACAUUUCCGGUAAAGGCAUGAGUCUUGCUCUAGCGCGACGAAUGGCCCAACAGCGCAUCGACGCCGCUACGACGAAACCCCAGUUCCAUAUCAUCAUCUGGGAUGAGAAUGGGCAAUUUAUAGAACGGCAUGCCUUAGGCGGGUUUCUGGGAUCCAUCCAAAGCAAGAUAUCUUAUAUCCUGAAGCCAGAUCUGGAUGGGUCAGACGAAUCGCUUAUGGGAGUCGAGGCACUACUUGAUGGGGGCGAGGAGACCAAUGUUAGGGAUGGAUGUACUGGGAGCUGGAAUUUGGAUUUAGGCAUCCAAGGGGGAAGCGCCAGUGCCGGGAAGAAGGAGAAGGACAGGUGGCGGCAUUCGGAGAGGGGCAGGUGGAGGCCGUUGUCGGUCGAGAAUCUGUUUUAA
This is a messenger RNA of Venustampulla echinocandica, 2691 nucleotides long. RefSeq names its product RNI-like protein. NCBI's taxonomy places the organism in Eukaryota, Fungi, Ascomycota, Leotiomycetes, Helotiales, Pleuroascaceae. Bases 1 to 2691 code for a protein of 896 amino acids. The record is from RefSeq and is a predicted model, not a curated record. The transcript is spliced from 2 exons.